CUCGAGCAUCUUCCAACCGGAUUCCGAAGUGUAUCAUCGACUCACAGUUCGUUGUCUUCGUUCCUGGUGGCACAGGACGCUUUCGGGCCGCUCGGCUUGAAUACAAUUCACUGUCCAUCGGAACCGUUGCUAGACUUCAAAUCAAUCAAUCAAUCAAUCAUUUUCAUCCAUGGACUGGGCGGAGGCUCGAGAAAGACGUGGAGCUACAGUUCCCGCCUUGAACACUUUUGGCCGAAAGAAUGGCUUUCAAAGGACAUAGCCUUCCAAAAUGUCCGAAUCCACGCCUUUGGAUACAAAUCUACUUGGCACGACAUGAGAGGGAGCAUUCUGAAUAUUUGCGAUAUUGCCGAAUCCUUACUCGGCGCCAUUCACAACUCUCCGACCAUUCGCAAAGCCAAAGAUACCAAGAUCGUCCUCAUAGCGCACAGUAUGGGAGGUCUCGUAGCCAAGAAGGUGGCCCGGGUGAAUCCCAAUUACAACGACCUUGCGACGCGCAUCCACAGCAUGUACUUCCUCGCUACGCCCCACCAAGGCUCCGAUAUGGCUAAGCUCCUGGAUACUUUAGUGGCCCUGUCGCCCUUCCACGGUGAUAAGCCAUUUGUCAAAGACUUGCGGCCGACGUCACAGGCUAUCCAGGCCAUCAACCACGACUUCCCCAAGCACUCACAGCACUUGCUCCUCUACUCGUUCUACGAAACUAGGCAUACAUGGGUGGGGUCAUCUCAGAUCAUUGUUAGCCACCACUCGGCAACCUUAGGGUACGACAAUGAGAAGAGAGCGCCCCUUCACAAAGAUCAUAGAGGAGUGUGCAAAUUUCAGAAGCCGAGUGAUCCAGAUUUCAUAACCCUACGGAAUUCUCUUAGUCGAACCGUCGUCGAUUUCUCUAUACAGGAGCACCCUGUCCACGUCGAACAACUCAGCGCAUUGAGAGACUUCCUCGGUAUACAGGACAAGCCUGAAGACGAUAUGGUGGAUUUCGAAGAGCUUUGUCUGGCUGGUUCAUGCUCAUGGUACACAUCCAAAGAAUCAUUUCGAGAAUGGCGAGACGACUCCGCCUCCUUUAAGGUCAUAUGGCUCCAUGCAAAGCCUGGCGCCGGAAAGUCAGUCCUUACAAGCCAAGUGAUAGACCACCUGGAGAACCUCAACCUUGACUGCAGCUACUACUUCUUCUCUGGAGGCGACCGUACUAAAUCGACUGCCAGCAUGCUCCUUCGUUCCAUCGCUUAUCAGAUGGCCCUCCUCAGUCCUGUCGUUCGGCAAAGGCUCCUCGAUAUGCGGAACGAGGGUACGACUUUCGACAAAGAUAACGAGAAACUCAUAUGGCGCAAGGUGUUCCUUCUCCGUUGUCGGUUUGAUCAGCCUCAAUACUGGGUCAUCGAUGCUUUGGACGAAUGUUACAACUACAACUCUCUUUUGCCCAUGCUGAUAAAAUUGGAGUCGUCAAUCGCGCUGCGUGUUUUAAUCACCAGCCGCCAGUCUCCACAGCUCAAAGACAAACUGUCGCUGUUGGACCGUUACCUUUACGAAGAUCAGAUAUCUGCCGAAGAUACCCUGCCCAGUAUCAGACGUUAUGUGGAGCAUGGCCCCAAGUCACAUGCGCUGAGACGUCAAAGCGACGAAGCCCGGCAAGAUGUCGUCGAGAAAAUAUUGAAAAAGUCAGACGGCUGUUUCCUGUGGGUCGAUUUAGUUCUGAGUGAGCUGGAUGCCUAUGGCGUCACGACCGAAGCUGUUACUCGGAUCUUAGAAGAAGUACCACCAGGAAUGGACGAUCUGUAUUCCAGAACACUGGAAAGGUUAUCCGAGCAGGAUCACCCAGACGGAAAGCGCAUAUCAAAAGCUAUUCUAGAUUGGGUAGUUUGCGCUGUACGUCCAUUGACGGUGGCCGAACUGACAAAUGCGCUCAAGUUGGAUCUUGACGUGACUAUGUUCGAACAGGGAAUCCGAUCCUCUUGCGGCAACUUGGUCGACAUUGACAAGUCAAAAAGAGGAAGCACAGUUCAACUUGUGCACCAAACGGCAAGGGACUUCCUGUUAAAGGCUGAUCAUCCGCCCGAAAUGACGAUAACAGCGGCUGAUGCUCAUCGUCGCAUCGCCCGUACCUGUCUGCUUUUUCUAAGAAGCUCCCGGAUACGUCCAGUCAGAACCAAAGGCGCAUCAGCGGACAAUAGCUCACGGAUCUCUCGCACAAUCGACCAAUCCCCAUUUGCGCCGUACGCGUUCACUUUCUUUAGUGCACAUGUUCGGAGGAGCCCUUCAGACGAUGACUCCCUCAUUGACGAGAUAUAUCACUUCCUGUCAACCAAUGGCCUCAGCUGGAUUGAACACGUCGCACAUACUGGAAGAUUGGAUGCGCUUGUCCAAGCCUCGCAGGACCUCAAUGGAUAUUUGCAGGCUCGAGCUAAGCAUAAACCAUCCCUAGACCAGAAAUCCCAGCACAUCCAAAAAUGGUCCGUAGACCUUGUCCGUCUCGUGGCAAAGUUUGGAAAGCAUCUUGUGCGCUGCCCGUCCGCCAUCUAUGGCUUGAUACCCCCACUAGCCCCCGGCGACAGUGCGAUUGCUAGCUAUAGGGAUUCACGAGGCAUAUAUGUUGUUGGGCUCUCUAACAAUAUAUGGGAUGUCCGUCUCUGUGGUAUAUCCUAUCAUGGGAAAGCCGCUACGGCAAUAGCUUGCGGGGACUUCAGCUUUGCUGUUGGCCUGCAGAACGGAGCCGUGUAUCUUUACGAUCAUCAGACUUUCCAAGAGCUGCACAUUUUCCAACACGAGGAAGCGGUAAAGGUCCUCAAGUACAACUCUUCGGGCGACCUCAUG
This is a messenger RNA of Trematosphaeria pertusa, 2808 nucleotides long. RefSeq lists its product as uncharacterized. The record is from RefSeq and is a predicted model, not a curated record. The transcript has 7 exons. Lineage: Eukaryota; Fungi; Ascomycota; Dothideomycetes; Pleosporales; Trematosphaeriaceae. The annotation marks the transcript as partial. Gene Ontology annotation, molecular function: hydrolase activity, acting on ester bonds; protein binding.